This is a messenger RNA of Owenia fusiformis, 1257 nucleotides long. Lineage: Eukaryota; Metazoa; Annelida; Polychaeta; Sabellida; Oweniidae. The record is from the annotation of a GenBank genome assembly.
AUUGUCCAAACCAAUUCAAGAAUAUAAUUUAAAGCCAAUUAAUUUAAAAUCUUGACUGUUGACGCCUUAGCAAAAGUUGUGUAGAUUUGGAGGAUGUGCUGAGACGUAAAAGUAUCAGUAGUUGAAGAUGACGGGAAUGAUUCAAUUGGUUUUCUUGCUAAGUCUGUUUGAAUGUGUGCUUAUGCAAGUUUUGGAUAUAAGUCCAGAAAUGAUGCAAGACAUCAAUUGCGACACUCCUGGCUUCUCUCGGGUUGGUGCAAUGAUGCUUUCCAUGAAAGACUGCGUUUUCAUUGUAUGCGAUCCCGGUAAUCCUGAUGCCAGAAGAAGGAAGUUUGCAAUGGGUUGUUCGGAAACCGAACAAGUAGAUACAAACAAAUUAAAAGAGAACGAAAUAUUCUACCCAUUCUAUUGUCUAAAACGGGAAAAUAGAUUGGCAAUUCGCUCUCCAUUGGAUUGCCUUGCGAUAAGGAGGAAACAGAUUUGCAAAAGAAAAGAGAAUACGAAUAUCAAUUGUGGACCUACUUAUGAUGAUUUGAAAGGUAACACCAAUGAUGGACUGAGUAAUGAUGACGUUAUUUUUGGUGAUCCCCAUAUCUGGCAAAAGGUAGCAGGCGGUGAAGAUGGCCCUGGCGAAACCCUAUGUUACGAUAUUUCGGGGAAGGGAUCGUUCACAUAUCGACUUCUUUCUGUAAAACAACCUGCAAUAGACGUGGAUAUAACCCUGACUACAACAGCAGAUGGAUCUGAUUCUAAAUUGAUAGAAGCUGUUACCGUUGAAACGGCCUUUGAAAUUAUUCGUGCAUCGAAGGAUGAACAUGGUAGUCUGCUGUAUACAGUCACCAAUAAAGGAGACGAAAUUAGCGCAGCGCAUGGAAUAAGUGAAGACGAAAAAACAGUUGUGAUUGCAGUGGAGCGAUUUCAUGUGAAGCUUAAAUGCGCACGCACAUAUAUCGUCGUUGAAGUAUCUGACGUCACUAAACUUGGUGAAAUAGGUGGAAUAAUGGGUGAUAUCUCUGAGUCGAUUAAGUCCCUUGACAAUGGGGAGUUGAUUUUGAAGGACGGGAGUAUGCUAAAUGCUGUGAAAUCCAAAUGGGUUGCAUUCACAAUUAGCGACCACGAGGAACAUCAUUAUGAAUGCUGGAAGGUUGAAAAUAUCGUGCCUGAUAUGGAAAAAUAUGAGCAAGCACCUUGAGAAAGACACAUUGUUGUAAUUUUUUGCUUUUUUCGAAUAAAUAACUAGUGAGAAAUCAACUAAAA